UCUCGCUAUCUCUAUCUCGUAUUUACGUCUCUGGCUCUUGUUUGCUCUGCCACUGUAGUUGUUCGCCAACAACGCUCGGCUUGGAGCACUUGCCCUGGUGGUCUAUCGUUCAGCAUUUACAGGGGCACCUAGGGUUUCUUGGGAAGCGUUCGGGUUUAACUCGGCGUUUCCUGAUCCGGCGUUCGGCCACGGGAGUUAGGAUUUCUGCCAUUUUUCCAUUAGGGGAAGCUUUGGAAUUAGCAGGAGGUCUCUCUCUAUCUCUCUCUGUGUCUUCCUCUCUCCAUCUCUCUCUUGCUACCUUUCUUUGUUUUCUUGGAGGGAGAGACCUGUUUUCUCUGGAGUGUAGUAGGUUUUCCUUGGUUCAACCACUCUUUCCGAGCUUGUUCUGGCGUUGGGCUCCUUUUCUGGUGUGAGGUUUGGCGUUUCCGGGCGCAUUAAAGAGAGGAGGGUAGGGAAAAGGCUGGGAAUUUCUUGCUUUCCCGGAAGCGGAUGGGGGGAAAUGACCUUUGAGUCCGGCUUUUCUCCAGGGGGCCUCAGCUUUUCCGUAGCUCGUACCCAAUCCCACUCGAGCGCCCCCUUCUUGGGCUUUUGUUGGUUUCUUGAGCGAGCCCUUGGAAUCGUCUAGGGCAUAGGGGUUUCUCUCUGAGCUUUCCUGAUCCAAGCUUCUCCUUCUCCCUGCUUUGCUCGUCUCCUAAGGCCGGACAGUUUGAAUAUUGAUAACGUUCAGGUCGAGAAUCCCGAAGAGCUGGGAAUUUAUAGUGUUUUCUAGGGCUUUCCUGUAGUAUUCUCCUUGUGCUUAGGGUUCGGGGGUGUGGUGGACGUCUCGAGUCAUUUGCAUGGAUGGGAGAGAAGGGAUGGCAAUGUCCGGGCCGGCGCCCUACUACAUGCAAAGAGGGAUAGGAGGUCCGGUCGCCGGUUCGCAGCAUCCCGGCCUGCAUGGGCCGCCGGCGGGGAUCCGGUCGAUGCCGAACCCUGGCUCGAGCUUGGCCGCGCAGUCAUCCGGCAUGGUGGCCGGUGGGGGACCGGUCGGGUCGGCGGUGUUUCAGGUAGAGUCCUCGCCGGCGAUCUCUCCCCACGGCGGCGGCGGUGGCGGUGGCGUUGGAGGCGUGGGCAGCGGGGGGCAUGCUGGAGUGGGCUCGGGGGAGCCCAUGAAGAGGAAGCGGGGGAGGCCUAGGAAGUACGGGCCAGACGGGACUAUGGCGCUGGCUCUGUCUCCCAUCUCCUCUGCGACGCCCCCGGGGUCGGGAAUGGGGUCGGGCUCGGCUGCUCCUACUCAAAAGCGGGGUAGAGGGCGGCCACCGGGCACUGGGAGGAAGCAGCAGUUGGCUUCGCUUGGGGAAUGGGUUGCUGGGUCAGCUGGCAUGGGUUUUACACCACACAUUAUAACAAUUGCUGUAGGAGAGGAUAUAGCAUCCAAAAUAAUGUCCUUUUCACAACAGGGACCACGUGCUGUCUGUAUCCUCUCAGCUAAUGGUGCUGUCUCUACAGUGACCCUUCGCCAGCCAGCAACUUCUGGUGGCACUGUCACUUACGAGGGCCGCUUUGAAAUACUCUGCCUGUCGGGAUCCUAUAUGUUGACUGAUGAUGGAGGAUCCCGUAGCAGGAGUGGUGGUCUAAGCAUAUCUCUUUCUAGCCCUGAUGGUCGGGUGAUCGGUGGUGGUGUAGGAGGAUUGUUGAUAGCUGCAACUCCAGUGCAGGUGAUAGUGGGGAGCUUCAUUUAUGGUGGGUCAAAAGCAAAAAGCAAAUAUAAGACCAGCCAAGAACCAGGUGCUGAAUCUGAUCAUCCAGUAGGGGAUAAACAGGGCACACCAUCCAGUGCCCUGCCCAGCCAAAAUCUCACACCUUCUGUUCUGGGUGGAUGGCCUGGUUCAAGGCAAAUGGACAUCAGGAAUGCUCACAUUGACAUUGACCUGACCCGUGGGUAGCUCAUGCUGGCUGUUUAUACUUUGAUGGGUGGUUUGUGUAUAUGUGGCGUUUGUAGAAUGAUUGCGGAAGCCUUAGGGUAAACUAGCAAUAUUUUGCGAGCCUUAUGGAACUCGCAUCUUAUUCCUGCUUAAUCUCAUUUUGUACCAACAUCAGAAGAUAUCAACCAUUUGAUGCCUCUUGUGAUUUUUUUUUUUUUUUUUUGAGUUUCCGCCAUUGUCUUAUUUAGCAUUAGAUGGGGUCAAGUAUUGCCUGUACAUUGCUGGUAUGCCGUCUUUUACUUUGCAGUUUCGUUGCUGUAAUCAUUUUGAGUGCAUCUCCAGUCAAAUUACCCGUUGAGCCUUAAUUGUGCAACAUCAGGGCAUAUUGCCGAUUUACCUUUAAUCUCUUUUUUUUCUUUUGUCUGCACCGGAUCCAGUGGUCGCUUAGAGUUUGAGAAACAUGAUCUGUCUUUUAAAUGUUGUCAGACUAUUUUAAGUUUGGCUGUUUAUGUCAAAAUUUUCUGACUGCAAGG
Molecule: messenger RNA, 2437 nt
Organism: Elaeis guineensis (African oil palm)
Lineage: Eukaryota; Viridiplantae; Streptophyta; Magnoliopsida; Arecales; Arecaceae
Product: AT-hook motif nuclear-localized protein 11
Molecular function (GO): minor groove of adenine-thymine-rich DNA binding
Source: RefSeq, a predicted model, not a curated record